Molecule: messenger RNA, 3696 nt
Organism: Lotus japonicus
Lineage: Eukaryota; Viridiplantae; Streptophyta; Magnoliopsida; Fabales; Fabaceae
Product: protein transport protein SEC24 C-like
Exons: 25
Coding region: 222-3494 (1090 amino acids)
Biological process (GO): COPII-coated vesicle cargo loading; intracellular protein transport; endoplasmic reticulum to Golgi vesicle-mediated transport
Cellular component (GO): COPII vesicle coat; endoplasmic reticulum exit site
Molecular function (GO): SNARE binding; zinc ion binding
Source: RefSeq, a predicted model, not a curated record
AAACGGCCCUUAACCAGUUACGAACAAACGAGAACGAGAGCGAGCGCUGAUAAUAAUAUAACAACAAGCUCUUCCUUCUUCCGUACACACUCUCUCUAAAACCCCUCAUCUCAAUCUCCGAUCUAACCUGCUCCCAAUUCUUCAGAUUCAACCGAUCUCAUCUCAGAUUUGGAUCGUGUACUUGGAAUUGGUUGAACGAUUUGAUUUGAUUCGAUUCAGUAAUGGCUGCUCCUGUGCCUCCAGGGGCACCUAGACCCGGCGGCAAUAAUCAGCCACAGGGACCUCCACCAAAUUACAUGCCGAAUUUUCGGGCUAAUUCCGAUGGAGGAGUUCUUGAUAAUCUGCAGAAUUUGAAUCUUAAUCGACCUCCUAUGGUGUCAAAUCCUUUUUCUAGACCUCCCCCUUUUAGCCAACCACCUAAUUUUCCUUCUUCUGCACCUUCACCUGGCUUCCCUGGUUCCUCGCCGCAGUUUUCGCGGCCCGGUCCACCUCCCGGAGCAAUGGUGCGGCCUGCAGGACCUCCUUCUGGGCCGCCGGUAUCUACAUUGCCCCCAAAUGUUGCUACUGGAAGACCUACCGGUCCACCUCCUGGUAGUCAACCCCCUCCGCCGUUUGGGUCAAGGCCGCCUCCUAAUUCUUUUCCGCCAUCGUUGGGUGGUGGUUCUGCUGCACCGGUUUCUGGGUUUCCUCCACAAGGCGGUUCUCCACCGAGCCGUCCUCCUCCGCAAGCUCUUGGUGGUGGUGCUCGUCCCAGUCCGAAUCCUUUUGCUUCACCACAAAUGAGUGCUCCCCCGGGGGCACCCUCUAUGAGUGGUUCCGGUAACUUGAUGAGUAACGGGCCUCCGGUGUUUUCUGCUGGAGCUUUGCCAGGUCCCCAACGAAUUCCUCCGGUUGGCAGUGCACCGCAACAGUCGGUUGGACCUCCAACAAUGAGAGCUCCUCCUGGACCUGCUGUUCAACCUCAGUCCCCAUAUCCUAUGCCACCUCAAGGAGCAGUGCAACCUCCAGGUUCACCUUUUGGAGCACCUUCUUGGCAGAUGCAAUCCCAGCAGGUAGCACCACCUCCUCCAGUUCCUGGUGCUCCACAGCCUCCUCGGAUGUUUGGCAUGCCACCACCAUUGCCAAAUCAAUCAAUGACUACUACUAUUUCACCUGCGGUUGGUCAAACUGGAGCCCCUAUGGCUGGGCCAUCCAAAAUUGAUCCCAAUCAAAUUCCAAGGCCCACCCCAGGUUCCUCGGUGAUCUUGCAUGAAACUCGUCAAGGCAAUCAGGCAACCAUUCCUCCGCCUGCUACCAGUGAUUACAUUGUAAGGGAUACCGGAAAUUGCAGUCCGCGUUACAUGAGGUGCACAAUCAAUCAGAUUCCUUUCACUGCUGAUCUUUUGACAACAUCAGGAAUGCAGUUGGCUAUGUUAGUCCAACCUUUGACCCUUCCUCACCCAUCUGAGGAGCCCAUUCAAGUUGUUGAUUUUGGGGAGAGUGGUCCUGUCCGUUGCUCGCGUUGCAAGGCUUACAUAAAUCCCUUUAUGAAAUUCAUUGAUCAGGGAAGACGUUUCAUCUGCAACUUGUGUGGAUUUAGUGAUGAAACUCCACGGGACUACCACUGCAAUUUGGGUCCAGAUGGUCGGCGUAGAGAUGCUGAUGAAAGGCCUGAGUUGUGCAGAGGAACAGUUGAGUUUGUUGCUACAAAAGAAUUCAUGGUCCGUGAGCCAAUGCCGGCGGUGUACUUCUUCCUCAUUGAUGUAUCAAUGAAUGCUGUUCAAACUGGUGCAACAGCUGCAGCUUGCAGUGCCAUAAAACAAGUCAUUACAGACCUUCCUGAGGGUCCUCGCACACGGGUGGGAGUUGCAACAUUUGAUUCAACAAUUCAUUUCUACAACUUGAAACGUGCAUUACAGCAGCCACUGAUGCUCAUUGUUCCUGAUGUCCAAGAUGUUUAUACUCCUUUGCAAACUGAUGUAAUUGUACCACUAUCUGAGUGCCGUCAACACUUAGAAUUGCUUUUGGAAAGCAUUCCUACCAUGUUCCAAAAUAAUAGAACCUCUGAAUCUGCCUUUGGUGCUGCUAUCAAGGCGGCUUUCCUUGCAAUGAAAGACACAGGAGGAAAGCUGUUGGUUUUCCAGUCAGUCUUGCCGUCUAUAGGCAUUGGUGCACUUUCUGCACGUGAGGCUGAAGGUAGAACAAACAUUUCUGCUGGAGAAAAGGAAGCCCAGAAAUUACUUCAACCCGCAGAUAAAACAUUCAAGGAACUGGCAGUUGAAUUUGCUGAGUAUCAGGUUUGUGUUGAUGUAUUUGUGACUACUCAGACUUAUGUAGACAUGGCUUCCAUAUCUGCCAUCCCACGAACUACUGGUGGACAGGUCUAUUACUAUUACCCAUUCUCAGCUCUUUCUGAUUCUGCAAAGCUUUACAAUGAUCUUAGAUGGAAUAUCACUAGACCACAAGGUUUCGAGGCUGUAAUGCGUUUGAGAUGUAGUCAGGGCAUCCAAGUACAGGAAUACUAUGGCAACUUCUGUAAACGCAUCCCAACAGAUGUUGACCUACCUGGGAUCGAUUGUGACAAAACUUUCAUGGUAACUUUGAAACAUGAUGAUAAGUUGCAGGAUGGAUCAGAAUGUGCUUUUCAGUGUGCUCUUCUUUACACAACUGUGCAUGGCCAAAGAAGAAUACGUGUCAUAACUUUGUCGCUGCCUGUCACGAGUAUGCUCAGUAAUCUGUUUCGAGCAGCUGACUUGGAUACUCAAUUUUGCUGUUUCUUGAAGCAUGCUGCUACUGAGGUUCCAUCAAAGCCACUCCCACUUGUUCGGGAACAAGUGACGAAUCUUUGCAUCAAUGCACUAUUUUCAUAUCGUAAAUUUUGUGCUACAGUGUCCUCAUCUGGCCAACUUAUUCUUCCAGAGGCCCUUAAGCUUUUGCCCCUGUACACACUUGCAUUAACUAAGAGUACUGGGUUGCGAACUGAAGCAAAGAUAGAUGAACGGUCAUUUUGGAUAAACUAUGUGUCCUCUCUGUCUGCUCCAUUAGCAAUACCACUCGUGUAUCCUAGGAUGGUGGCUAUCCAUGAUCUUGACUCAAAGUUUCAGGAGGAUGAAGAAUCUGUUAUUCCUUCCUUUCUUCCCCUUUCUAGUGAACACAUCAGUGAUGAUGGAAUAUAUCUUCUUGAGAACGGCCUUGAUUGUUUGAUCUAUAUUGGAGACUCCGUAAAUCCAGAUAUUAUACGAAGACUGUUUGGUGUUGCUACAGUUGAAGAAAUUCCUACUCUGUUUGUAUUGCAGCAACAUGACAAUCCACUAUCAAAGAAGUUAAAUGAAGUGAUAAAUGAGAUACGCCGGCAAAGAUGUUCCUACCUACGGUUAAAGCUCUGCAGGAAAGGAGAUCCAUCAGGAAUGUUGUUCUUUUCAUAUAUCGUAGAAGACAAGAGCGCAGGCGGCUUCUCCUAUGUAGAAUUUCUUAUCCAUGUUCAUAGGCAAAUCCAGAAUAAAAUGGCGUCAUAACAGAGUUGUUACCUGCUUCAUUUUUGUAAUCUUAUAGACCUUGGACGAUAGAGCGCCCCAAGCAUAGUCGAGAGAUUUUGCAUACUUUAUGCGCAUUUUUCGAUUGCUUUGCGUUUCUGGGAGGUAGACCAGAGAACAUAAUUUUGGUGUACAUGUAUAACUCAAUUUUUCAUCGUUUUAUAACUCAUUGAAUUUUAUAUGA